ACGCGCUGUAACGCGCAACGUCACGAAACAGGAAGAGAAUUGUCAACUUCGUGCUUCGCUCAUAAGGUUCAAUGACGGAGUGAGAGAAGACUUACACACACACACACACACACACACACACACACACACACACACACAAACACACAGACAUAUACACAAAUACACACACUCACACAGACAUAUACAUACACACACACAUACAAACACACACUCACACCCUCCCCAAUACACACAUCAUGGCGAUGCUGGGCAGCUUUGGUGGAACUCGGCGAACUGCUAAAAGCCUCGGUGGAGGUGCAGAAAGGGACUUGACCGAGUUUGUCUGUCCGGUUUGUCUGGAGAUAUUUGACUCUCCGAUGACUACAGAAUGUGGACACACGUUCUGCAACCGUUGCCUUCAGGAGUGUUUGCGACCCAAGAAGCCAGUGUGUGCUGUGUGUAGAGCUGCUUUGGACAAAUGGGGGAGAGCCAUCGAUCUGGAGGAUGUGAUCCACCGCACACCCAAACCGUGCAAGGGCUGUGGGCAAGAGAUCGUGUUGUCAGAGAUGAGAGCUCACAUGGGAAGCUGCACUAAAUACCAGGACUACGUUCAGGAAGGGCUGAAGAACAUCUCACACGCUCAGCCCGAUGCGGUCAGCUCGGUGCCUAACCGCUACACCUUCACCUGCCCCUACUGUAGCCGCCCCAACUUUGACCAGGACGGCCUGGUAGAGCACUGUAACUCCCAGCAUGCCCGGGACCCACGCCAAGUGGUCUGUCCGAUCUGCGCCUCCAUGCCGUGGGGAGAUCCAACAUACAAAAGCUCAGACUUCUUUCAGCAUCUCCGGAGAAGACACACCUUCUCCUACGACACUUUUGUGGAUUACUCUGCAGACGAGGACACGAUGAUGCAGGAGGCCAUCCAGCGCUCACUCCUGGAUAACUGAGGGUUCUCCAGAGAACAGCAGAAUAGAGAAGAACCUGUCUAGUCUGUGGUUUACAACACGCCUUGAAUCAUCACUGAGCUCCAGGGUUUAGCCACAAUAUUUUAGCAGAAGUGUGUUUUUUGUGUUAUUCUGUUUAACCAAAGCUGACCGUGUGUGAGAUUUAUUAUGGCUAUCAAAUAAUUGGCGUGUACAGAGUCUGAGAUUAAACAAUAUUUAGUCAGAUAUUUAGUGUCAGCGUGUGUGUGAGCGUGAGAGCGUGUGCGCGUGAGAGUGUGCGUGUGAGUGUGUUCGUGCGUGCGUGUGUGUGUGUGAGCGUGUGUGCGUGUGUGUGUGAGAGUGAAAGAAAGAUUAACCAAUCAGAUCACAGCCUUAUUGUGAACACAAUACAACAGUUAAAGUGCACAAUGUGUAAGAAAUGCUUUUGAAACAUAGAGAUAAUUUUUAGUUCAGUUUGAGAAACAUCUUUAUUUUCUCCUCUCUUUCUUUCAUGCUUUCUUUUUUAAUGCAGUCUAUUUCAGUGCCUUUUCAGGUCCCAGGUUCAGGUCUUUAUAUUCCCAGUUCUUUCAUCUUUACAGACAGAUAUACAGUUGAUGAUGAUUAAAAAUAUACUCCUAAAGAUAUCUUGGCUGGAUUAUUUACACUCUUUAUUCUGUAACAGGAAAUUAAUUCCACAAAAAAAUAAAAAAUAAAAGUUAAAAAAUGACCUGAA
This is a messenger RNA of Tachysurus vachellii, 1635 nucleotides long. RefSeq names its product ring finger protein 114 (gene rnf114). Gene Ontology annotation, biological process: protein polyubiquitination; ubiquitin-dependent protein catabolic process. Gene Ontology annotation, molecular function: ubiquitin protein ligase activity. The record is from RefSeq and is a predicted model, not a curated record. The coding region runs from base 237 to 926 and encodes 229 amino acids. Lineage: Eukaryota; Metazoa; Chordata; Actinopteri; Siluriformes; Bagridae. The transcript has 7 exons.